AUGGAGUCUUUGUACGAUCAGCGUGGACGAAAUCACGCUGGCCAGAAGACGCGUGAGCAGGGGAGAGGCCACGCGACAGCCAAAUCGUCAGGCACAGAGAGGAAGCGCAAGGCAUCCUGCAGUGCGUCUGCGGGCAGCGCUAACAAAGGGGCGAAGAAGCAUCAGUUGCUGCAGCAGCUGCCCAGGGAGGCCGCUGUGUGCAACCAGCAGCACAGUCGUGAACACCCCGACCCCGAGGAGUUCGCUAGUGUUUGCGCACGCUGCAGAUGGACACUCCAUCGCAAGACUUGGCAACAGCACUACGGUUCUGUAGCCCUUGGGGGAAAGCGCGCGGUCUGGUUGGCAGAGGUUCCCCAGCGCUUGGCUGCCCUGGGAGGAACCUGGGGCAUAGGCUGCGACCUAUGUGCCAGCCUGCAGGCACGGCUCACUGCGAUGGAGCGCGGCGACCGCAAAAGGGGGCAAGGGAGACUGGACACGAAAUGGGGGAGGGCCCAUGCCAAGAGCGACGUGCACCGCACGGCUUUGUGGGCAUUCCUGCACCCUGGGCGACCGCUGACAGCUGCAGCUCCGAGCCUCACUGAACGUUACUCGCCUUGUGGAUUAGCAGGGGAAGCUUUCCGGGGAGCUGUGCCACAGCUGGACGACUUUCUGCGUGUGUGGCGCUUGGCCGCCAGGAGCAACGUCUCAAUGGCUGCAAUCUCCGGGGUGACGUUCUCAGAGGCCUUCCUCGCGCAGAAGCGGGCCAAGCCUGCCGAGGUGACCCGCUGGGCCGUGACGAAGUUGGUGCAGGUAAUGCGCGAGUUCAUCCGCCGCAAGAAGGUGGAGACAUUGCUCCGGGCCGAGAGCAUGACGGUCAUGAUCGAUGACAAGGAGUCGCACAGAGUGAUCCUGUAUCACUCCAACUUGUCGCACGAGCCAUACGGGAAGGGCCUGCUUCGAGCCUUCCGUCCUGGUGCCAAGGAGGUGGUGUCCUACGAGGAGGACUACUCCAUGCGCAUGGCCAAGUCCGUGGAGGAGUCCCUCUUGUUUCUCAGCACGCCAGUGCAUGGGGAGUGCGACCCCCACGUCUACGAGCACCUGCGCCAGAUCACGAGGUUCUACACCAGCGACGGGCUUCCUGCAGCCCUCAAGUGCGGAGAACUCCUCACGCAGAUGCUGCCAAAUCUGACACUGGUUCACCGAGACACAGCGCAUGCCGUGAGGCUGGUCGCCAAGCGUCCGCUGGCCGCGGAGUCGGCCUGGAACGACAUGCGGGAGGCUGCAUCAUGUGGGGAGUGGCAGAAGCCUCUAGAGGUGGCGCUGAAGCACCUCAGCUUCGCUCCCCAGCGCUGGGAUUCGGAAGCGUCGCCACUGCGUCGCUUUGCUGCCACCCUGGUCCCCAUUGCGUUGUUCCUGGCCAUCCAGAGCCAGGACCACGACCCAGCUCUGACCUGCAGACAGAAGGGGGAGUUUACCUCCAGGCUCUUGACCCUUUUCGUCAAGUGCCACAUUCUGGACGACCCAGGGGAGGGGGAGGCCACGACGCUGACAAGACUCAUCGUGCAGCAGGCCAUGCAAUGCCCUGGCAUACGGUUUGGGGAGAGCUUGCACUACCUGUGGCCCGGGUCCGCAAAACACACCUUUGACAGGUGCAUCCAGUCUCUGCACGCUGUCACGGACGUGGCCCUUCAGGAUCUGGACGCAGAGGUGAAUGGGUUUGUGCUGGACUUUUGUGUUUUCGAUUUGAAGUCCUUCCACCAAGCGAAGCAAAAGCCUGGGGAGUGGGAGACCUACAAACGCCUGACCGACUUGCGGAUUCGCCGCCUCGUGGAAUCAGGCCUGAAAAAGUCAGCCUAUAGGGAGACUUUGCGCGAACGGUGGUGCGCAGCCCAUUGCUUGCAGGAGGAGCUCGCCCCAAAGUUUGAUGCUGGGGAAGAGGUCGACAACCGAACGGAAUGGCGGAGAGUUUGGGAGGACAGCUUUGUCCAGAGAGCCACUUCCUGGAAGCGCUUCAAUGCACUGCCAUCAUUUGUGAAUUAUUAUCUGGGGUUUCGCGAUUCCAGCACGGGGGUCGAAAGAGCUUUGGCUGUGGUGGAGCGAUUGCGGCAGGCGCAUCUGGGGCCUUUGGGACUCACGCUGCACGACCUGGCUGAAAUAUCCUUGGAUGGGCCUCAAUCAGAGACCGAGCUGGCCACCCGCCUAGGUCAGGAUGGGGAGCACCCAGUCUUGCAGGCAACAGACAUGUGCGUGGAGAUGGUCAGCAUUUGGCGCUCGCUCUUCGGCGCUCGUUUUCGACUCUACAAGCCCAGGGCUGACGCAGGCCGUGCUCGUGGCAAACGUUCUGGCACAGACGCAGACAUCGUUCGACGAACCACUGCCGGGGCUAAUCUGCUUGUCUGCAACGCUGGCAGGGUGGGCGAGGGAAGUGUGACGAUCUUGGGCGUCAAGAGGAAAGAUCUCCCUCGGCAUGAGGAAGCCUAUCAGAAGAACCCACAGUUCAACCAAGACCUGGAAGACUUGUACAACAGCGCUGCAGAGAAGAAACAAAAAAAGCUGGACAUGCGCAACCAGCGACGAGAUCACCCGGAGACAUCUGUGUAUCGACCCGGUCCCCUUCGCAAGGCCACACUGCUUGCAGACGCAACGCCGGCGCCCAGAUCUGCAGCUUUCGACUACACGAGAAAGAGAGCCCCCAAGAUCGUGGAUCUUACCCUGACAGGCCCUUCUGUGCAGUGCGAGGCCGGAACAGUCAUGAGGCCGGGCAAUUCUCACAGCAUGGGGGACAUUCUGGCCUUUGUCCGGGGAUGCGAUUUGAUCGUCGUGUCCAGUUUCAAGCAUCUGCAGUGUUUGCCGAAGUUCAACGACAUCCUGCGUCUCGGGCCGCUCUUCCCGCUGGUGUACUUGGCAGCUGUCGGCUUGGGGAAGGACAUCAUCGAGAAAGAGACGUGGGGGAAGUCCGGCCCGGCCCAAUGCCAUGAGGCUGCUUUGAAGGAUGCGCUCACGAUCAAGUUCUCCAGUGCGUUCCGUGGGAAGCAUGCGGCCAGCUGUGACUUCAUACAGAAGCUCUGCGAGAUGCGGCAGAGCCAGUGGCGCAUUGCAGACCCCGACUCCGAGAACACAGAGUGUGUGGAUGUCGGGGACACGCGCCAGCUUUUCACCGUCGCGCAAAAGAUGCGGCGCUUAGUUCGUUGUACAGGGGUGGCGCAUCCAUCUUUGAAGAGAUGA
Symbiodinium natans is the source of this 3204-nucleotide messenger RNA. Lineage: Eukaryota; Dinophyceae; Suessiales; Symbiodiniaceae. The record is from the annotation of a GenBank genome assembly.